Messenger RNA from Cuscuta campestris, 2094 nucleotides. The record is from the annotation of a GenBank genome assembly. NCBI's taxonomy places the organism in Eukaryota, Viridiplantae, Streptophyta, Magnoliopsida, Solanales, Convolvulaceae.
ACACAACGCCCACCCGCCCAAAUUAGCUUAUUUGAGGAAGGAGUAAAAGUGGGAAAAGAUUUGAUUUUGGAUUAUUACUCCGUAUAUGUAAUGGGCAGCGGACAGAGCGGAACGAAGAAAGCUGUCUCUUUCUCAUUCUUCGCUCAUCAUUCCUUCCGGAGACCCGCUCUGCCCAUUCUUACGGUGGACUUCUUCUUCCUUCCUUUUUUUUUUGUCUCCUUUAGAAUGCAGGAGAAAUCCAGGAAACCCAUGAAGAGGCUAGUAAGUUUUUGUAGAAGCAAUUAGAAUCAGCCUGUGCUUGGAGAAGCAAUAAGCAAUAAACACUCCCGAUCACAAUGCCAAGCAAAACCAAUAUUAAUGGCAGUUCUCCUUUUGUUGCUGGUUUUGAAUGAGAGGAUAGAACACGCUAGAGCUCAAACACCGGGAGAAUGCACCUUCAUUAAUCCUUUGAAACCGAGACCUCACAGAGCAUCCGUAUUGGACUUUGGUGCUGUGGGCGAUGGGAAAACUUUAAACACUGUCGCGUUCCAGAAUGCAAUAUUUUAUCUGAAGUCAUUUGCAGACAAAGGUGGUGCACAACUCUAUGUUCCAGCCGGAAGGUGGCUGACUGGGAGUAUCAAUCUCACCAGCCACCUCACACUAUUCCUGGAAAAAGAUGCCGUUAUCCUUGGAUCAGAGGAUUACACUCAUUGGGAUAUAAUUGAUCCUCUACCAUCUUAUGGGAGAGGUACUGAUGUACCGGGACAAAGAUAUCGAAGUUUGAUUGCCGGAAACAAUUUAGUUGAUGUUGCGAUAACAGGAAACAAUGGAACUAUUGAUGGUCAAGGUUCUGUUUGGUGGGAUCAGUUUGAUGCGCAUGCCUUGAAUUACAGCCGACCACAUCUAGUAGAGUUUAUUAGUUGCAGCAAUGUUGUUAUAUCGAACUUGACCUUUUUGAAUGCUCCUGCUUGGAACAUUCAUCCAGCAUAUUGCAGUAAUGUUGUUGUUCAGAACAUAACGAUUUAUUCUCCAUCCAAGUCACCAUACACCAAUGGCAUCGUUCCAGAUUCUUCGGAACAUGUAUGCAUCGAGAAUAGCAACAUCAGCAUGGGCCAUGAUGCGGUUGUACUCAAAAGCGGGUGGGACCAGUAUGGCAUUGCCUACGGUAGACCGACCACAAAUGUCCACAUUCGUGGGGUCCGCUUGCAGUCUAGCAAAGGUGCAGGAGUGGCCAUUGGUAGUGAGAUGUCUGGUGGCAUCUCAGGUGUGCUUGUGGAGAACAUUUACUUGCAUGACUCUUCAAUGGGGAUUGAGCUGAAGACAGCAAGAGGAAGGGGAGGUUAUAUAAAGGACAUCCUAUUCACUCAUAUAGUGAUGGAAAAUGUUUGGGUGGGAAUUAAUGCCACAAGUUAUGACGAAUCCCAUCCCGAUGACACAUAUGACCGAAAUGCCCUCCCCGCGGUCAGCAAUAUUACAUUUGUAGACAUGAGUGGCAAAGAUAUCUCCACGGCGGGAAAUUUCAAGGGAUUAUCCGAAUUGCCCUUCACUUCCUUUUGCCUUUCAGGCAUCUCCUUUUCCGUUUCAUCCUUUUCCCAAUCAAACCCAUGGAUUUGCUCCGAUGUUUCUGGGUUUUCAUCUGGUGUGUCACCCGAACCAUGCCCGGAGCUUUCCAGUUCAUCUUCAGCUUGCUUCUCCCUGCAGCAGCCACACACAUUUAGCCAACUUGCAGACAUGUAAACCAUGUGCACAGGAACCUGUUCAGUGCAUUGAAUCUCUACCAAGUAGAGACACAUUCUUUUGGGGGAGCAUAAUCUUGGAAUAAUUGCAAAAGUCAACUUCAAGCAGGUAAAGAUUUAUCUGGGAUGGCUUUGCAUUGUCUUCUGUACAGCAUUGCUUCUCAUUGCGUGUAAGAAAAGUUUUGGUAGUGCAGUCCAUUAUUCACAUUUACUUGGUUUUUAUAUUUUUAUAUAUAUAUACCAGAGCGAGGACAUUUUAUUUUCUGCUCCAAUGUUACAUUUGUAAAUUUGGGCAUGGAAACUGUUCAUGAUUGUUUGGUUUUACAUUGUGAUGUGAAAGGUGUUUCUGUAAUUCAAGCAAUAAAAGGUUAAAGCCGUU